This is a messenger RNA of Blastomyces dermatitidis ER-3, 2459 nucleotides long. Its product is annotated as DNA polymerase delta subunit 2. Gene Ontology annotation, biological process: DNA replication; DNA strand elongation involved in DNA replication. The transcript is spliced from 5 exons. The record is from RefSeq and is a predicted model, not a curated record. Gene Ontology annotation, molecular function: DNA binding. The coding region runs from base 390 to 2090 and encodes 566 amino acids. Lineage: Eukaryota; Fungi; Ascomycota; Eurotiomycetes; Onygenales; Ajellomycetaceae. Gene Ontology annotation, cellular component: delta DNA polymerase complex.
CGAACACAUGCCAUUGACACCUAAAGUAAUACCCUGGACUUGAAUAAAGGCAUUGAUCAUGAUGGUUACUAUCCAUGGAUUAUACAUAAGAAUACAGCCGCCGUUUCCAAGAUAGAUAGCGCGCUUAUCGUGUCAAGAUAUAGCGGGUAGAGCACGUGCCACAAAUCCCACUUAUCAUGUGAUAGUUACUCAAAGUUGGCGCAGCCGCUAAACCAAAAACGCGUGGAUAAUUGGACGUCGCGUCGCUUUUGCCCUUCGGUGAUAUUAUCUCCAAAACCAACGACGACGACGAAUAUUGAAUCCCGCGGACGAACAGAGAAGCGUGCAGGCUUUACGUAUCUCUUGAUUGCUUUCCCAUAGUCCAAGACUUCUUCCAGCAGAUUGAGAAGAUGACCCUAGACAAUCCUGCGGAGCAAUUUCUCCGCCCGCCAAGUGAUAAUGAGGAAUAUGCACCAGUAUAUCGGCAGCCGUCGGCAUAUUCCCCGCUCUCUACCUUCGUCUUGCCACGGGGAGAAAUGAGGCACUAUCAGCAGCAAUAUGCUGACAUUUACUUUUUGCGAUUGGCGAGGUUGAAGCCUGCCGUUACAGAAAUUGCGGUCGCUUCAUGGGAAGGGUUUAAUAUUGCAGGAGAGUAUGCAAGGCGGGUAGACAGAGUGCUUGACGUACGGCAAGGCGAACUAUGUUGGGUCGCUGGCACAAUCUAUAUGGAUCUUCCCUUGAAGCCUAACAUUCUAGACGACAUUUCAAAAGAACACUGGACUGCAGCCCCUCCUAGUCGAAAAACAUAUGUUGAUUCUUCGAAUCAAUCAUUGACAAAGACCAUGCUAGAGGAUGAGUCAGGCCGUUUGCAACUGACCGGAACUUUACUACAAUCAUCUCUUCUCGUCACAGGCGCAAUUGUUGCAGUCCUCGGCACGGAGAACGCCAAUGGCGAUUUUGAAGUCAUCGAUAUUAAGGUACCCGAUCUACCGCCUCAGCCCGAGCGUUGGGAGAGGUCAUCUGCUCAUCAAGAGCCUACUAAGCGGAAGCGCAGUUCUCUCGAAGAAAGUAGCGACGGAACUGAAGGGAAAAGAAAAAGGAUAGCCCUAGUCAGCGGUCUUGGUAUCACCGGCACUUCAGGAGACACACUGGCCUUGUCCCUCUUAACAGAUUACCUUCUUGGAUAUAACGAGCCUCCCAUUCAAACACACAACGGCAAUAACCCUCCAUCCUCGUCCCAAAUAACCCGCCUCAUAAUUGCCGGAAAUUCCCUUGGUGGUAGCAUGAUUAUCCCUCAUUCAGAAGCUGAAAAGGCGGACCCCGCCCUGGCGAAAAAGCGUCACGCCCCUAAAAAGUACGGUUACGAUGCCACAGCUUACAACGCUUCGCCAAUAAAUCAUUUCGAUUCAUUUCUCGCUGAGAUUCUUCCAAGUAUUCCCGUUACCCUUAUGCCUGGCGAAACCGAUCCCGCGAAUUUCUCACUGCCCCAACAGGAAAUUCACAGGGCAAUGUUUCCCCGUUCAAAGGCCUAUUGCUCUGCAGCGCGCCCAGGAGCGGCGGAGCAGGCCGCAGACCCAGGCUGGUUAGAUAAUGUCACGAAUCCCUGGGAGGGCGAGGUGGAGGGCUGGCGAUUUUGGGGAUGCAGUGGACAGAAUGUUGAUGAUGUGCUUCGCUAUAUAGAUUUGGAGGCCGAAGGGGAUAUCAUCCAGGGUAGUGAGAGUGACAAAGAUGGUGAGGCGCGAUUACAGCUAAUGGAAACCAUGCUAAGGUGGCGUUGCGCUGUACCCACCGCCCCUGAUACGUUAUGGUGCUAUCCCUAUCAAUCCCACGACCCAUUCACCCUCCAGGCCUGUCCGCACGUCUUUUUCGCAGGGAACCAACCAAGUUUCCGAACGGGAAUUGUCGAAGGCUCCGCCGCCGCUCUCUCUUCUUCGGAUAACGGUGAAGAGCAGAGUACCCGCGUACGCGUAAUAGCGCUUCCGAAAUUCAGCGAGACCGGCGAGAUCGUACUUGUUGAUGCGGAGACGUUGGAAGUGGAAGUUGUCAAGUUUGCUACCUUUGAGAAGGAGAGUGCGGAGAACCAUCGUGAUAGGGAUGUGAAAAUGGAGUAGGGUUGUAUUGCUGGGGAGUAUUUAACCAUGUUUAUGUGACUUUUAGCUAUUGGAGGGAAGUAUAUUAUUGCAUAUUUAGAUAUCACUUAUGAGAUGCAGCAUGUCAGGUAUGAAUGCGAAGAGGGGCAUAGCCACCGUAAUUAAGCGUAGCGCGCUGGAACUUUCCCUCAAUGAGAGUAGGCUGGAACUUGCAUUAGUGACCGAGUUACAGCAUCGAUAGGUGAAUUCUCCCUGUCCUAAUUUCCCAUUUUGGUAAUCUCUCGACAUCGUGGAACUCGGCGCCCUCAAGACACUGAGGCGUAUGUACGGAGUACAGAAGGAUAAAUCAUUGCUGACUCUUUUCCCCCUCUUUUUUUUUUUUUUUUUUUU